Molecule: messenger RNA, 2078 nt
Organism: Lycium barbarum (goji berry)
Lineage: Eukaryota; Viridiplantae; Streptophyta; Magnoliopsida; Solanales; Solanaceae
Product: apoptosis inhibitor 5-like protein API5
Exons: 16
Coding region: 153-1811 (552 amino acids)
Biological process (GO): regulation of programmed cell death
Cellular component (GO): nucleus
Molecular function (GO): mRNA binding
Source: RefSeq, a predicted model, not a curated record
CACUACCCUUCACCGACCUCUUCAAAAAAGAGUAAAAAAAAAAAAAAAAAAAAAACCUUUUAACCCCUAAUCUUCCCUCUCUUCUUCUUCCUUCACUUUUGCUAACCCUAGCCCUCAAAAAAACCUCAACUGUAUUUAAAUUAUAGCCUCUAAUGGCGGAUACUACUGAUGAUAUAGAGAAGCUAUACGAGUAUGGUGAACGCCUUAACGAAGCUACAGACAAGUCUCAACAUAGGCAGGAUUAUGAGGGCAUUAUUGCAGCAGCUAAUGGCAGUGUGAAGGCUAAGCAACUUGCUGCGCAGCUCAUCCCUAAGUUCUUCAAGUUUUUUCCUCAGUUAGAGGCGCAAGCUCUUGAUGAGCAUUUCAAUUUAAUUGAAGAUGAUCAGCUCGGGGUCCGUGUACAAGCGAUCCGUGGACUUCCGCUUUUCUGCAAAGAUACACCUGAGCAUUUGUCUAAAAUUGUUGACAUUCUUGGUCAGCUCCUCGUUGCAGGAGAAAAUGUAGAGCGUGAUGCUGUACACAAGGCUCUUAUGACCGUAUUACGUCAGGAUGUGAAGACUUCUCUAACUGCUUUGUUUAAGCGUAUUGGGAGCAUCGAGGAUCGGACUGCUGAGGAUCUUAGCACUUGGGAAAGCAUUCGUGAAAAAGUUCUGUUAUUUCUUAGAGAUAAGGUGUUCCCUCUUAAGAUGGAGCUCCUAGUUCCACAGGAGCUGAUGGAGAGGCACAUAACUACUUUGGUGAAGCAGAAUUUGCAAGAUGUAACGGCUGAUGAAUUUAAAAUGUUCAUGGACUUUUUGAAAAGCCUGAGCUUAUUUGGCCAUAAAGCUCCUGCAGAGCGUAUUCAGGAGCUUGUUGAGAUUAUUGAAGGUCAGGCAGAUCUUGAUGCUCAAUUCGAUGUGUCGGAUGCUGAUCAUAUCAAGAGGUUCAUAUUAUGCCUUUCAAUGGCCUUUCCCUUCUUCAAGAGGGGUGCAUCGGGCAGUAAGUUUCUCAACUAUCUGAACAAGCAAAUCAUGCCUGUUUUUGACAAGCUUCCAGAACAAUGGAAGUUGGACUUGCUCAAGAACCUUGCGGAGUGCUCACUUUAUGCAAUAACUCAGGAUUCUCGACAGCUGCUUCCAUCAGUAGUUCAGCUUCUAAAGAAAUACAUGGUUCGAAGAAAGAUUGAAGAAAUUAACUACACGUGUAUCGAGUGUUUGUUGUAUACCUUCCACCAUUUAGCUCACAAGACUCCAAACGCGACAAACAGCCUCUGUGGGUAUAAGAUUGUGACUGGACAACCGUCAGAUAGAUUGGGAGAGGAUUUCUCGGAGCAAUAUAAGGACUUCACCGAGAGAUUAAGCACGGUUCAGGAUUUGGCUAGGGCUAUGAUCAAGAAACUAACCCAAGGAAUGGCAGAUCAAAACAAAGCACUGGCUGCUGCUAAAACGGAUGAAGAAAAGGACAAAAUUAAGACACAAAAGCAGAAUGCUACCUUUGCGCUUCGAGCUUGCAACAAUAUAUUAUCGAUGACCCAGCCAUUGCAUACAAAAACACCAAAAUUUAUUGGAGAUCAAAAAGUAAAUUUGUCAUGGAAAGAAGUUGUGAAGCCUUCGGGUCCUUCAACUGCUGCUGUUGCAGGUCAGAAGCGACCGGCUGCUACAACAAAUGGGUCAAGCAGUAACACAAUUAAAAAGGGCCGAGGAGGCGGUGGUACGCAACACCAGCUAGUUAACAAGGCAUUUGCAGGUAUCUACGAUGGUGGAAGAAGCAGUGGAAGAGGAGGUAGGAGUUGGCGUGGUCGUGGAAGAGGACAAGGACGAUCAUACCGCUAACGUGCUCACUCCAUUGUAACACUAAUUACUUUCACAACGAUCAGGUCAUUUUUCCUUUGGUAGGAUUUGGAUAUAUCUUGUGGCGACCCAGACGAGUAAUUUAGGCAUCCAGGGCGAAGGCAGGUUCAUCAUUGACAGAGGUUCUGAUUCUGUAGAUUUUGCUUGAUGAUAGUAUUUUAUUUUCAAGUAUGUAACUUUAAGUCUAUGUACUAUGAACCUAUAAUAAUACAUUAGUAUUUUAUUUAGCUGUUGCAAAGAAAUUAUGUA